This is a messenger RNA of Stylonychia lemnae, 1362 nucleotides long. The record is from the annotation of a GenBank genome assembly. Lineage: Eukaryota; Ciliophora; Spirotrichea; Sporadotrichida; Oxytrichidae.
AUGGGAAAUUAAAUGACUGGCUGUUGCACAAGCUACCAACGAGAGUAAAGAGAGAAAGCUAAUUCUCAAAUGCUAAGGUAUUCCGAACUACCACAAAUUUUAAGGGCUAAUAAUUAGCAACGUUAAAAAAAGAAGCAGGGAAUAAUGUCCUCAAAAAUGCGUUAUUCUUAGUCAACUCAACCUUCAAACUCUCAAUUUUUAUAAAAUAACACAGGAAAUCAAGCUAAUUUGGACGGGAGUGUGUUCGACAAAUUUGAAUACGACUAUCACAGGAUCAUAUCAAUUGAUUAGUAGAAUAUGAAUCCUGAUAACAAUAGUCACUUUGACUUUGACGCCUAUUAUGACGAUCCAUUUUUGGACUACGGGGUAUUUAAUUACAAGGACUCCCCAAUGAAGAAGUAUUCUGACAAUGAAUCGAAAUUCGUAGAUAAAAAUAAUUUAAAAAAUAUAAGAACUAUUGAAGUUGAUGAAUUCUAGUCCUGUAAUGAUCUGGAUGAUCCUGCUAUUAUCGUAAAUAGAGUUAUAACAGACGAAGAUGAUUCAGGUAAAAAUUACACAUGGUCAAACAGCUCAAUGUCCCAUGCAAUUGAGAGAUCUGACUACUCAGGAUCUCAAGAUUUUAGAUUUAAGAAAAAUUGCUCCUAGAAUGACAUUUCACCUUUCUAAUUCAAUUAAUCAGAUGGAAAUAAUGAUUUAAAAAAGCAUUAAAUUAUGCUUGAGUAAAAGAGACAUGAAAGAAAUCAAGGAAUUUUCCAAGCAAAAGAGUAUUCACUGACAGGAGAUUAAAUUAUAACCAAAAUAAGUCAAAUAUUCAGAAUGGUAAUGCUAAGGUUUUAGGCUUAAAUUCAACUAAGUAUUGAUCAAUCCAAGUAGCCAGAAAUCUUUCAAAGUUCAAUGCUUUUUAAUGAAAAACUCUAUCUCAGAUCUUUCAAUCUUUAAUCCUUAAGGACAUAAACCAUGAAUCCAUUAAAUGAAUAAGUCUUGAAUGCGGCGAUAAAAAGUGUUCAAAAUUUGACUUCAGUUCCUAAUGAAGAUUUAAUCUAGAGGAUGAUUAAAACCAUAAAAAAAGGAGGUGUUCAAAUCUUGACAUUUAACUGGAGACCCAUUCUAUUCAGCUCUUUUGUUCUUGCAGCCAAAUAUUGGGAAGAUAUUGUGUAUUGGAAUAUUGACUUUGUAGAACCAUUAGCGAUCUACCCCUUGAAAUCAAUUAAUCAACUAGAAAACACCUUCCUCGGACUUUGCUAAUAUGAAUUGUUUGUGAGUCUAGAACUCUAUGAUAAAUACUAUGAUGCAAUUAUUAUGAAAACAGCUGACCUUUGCUUUAAAGAUUUUGAUAGCUUUGACAACGCUUAUAACAUUUGA